AGAAGUUGUAUUUUUAGUCAUAUGAGACAUUUACACAUGUAUUAGUGACUUACUGAGUGUACCACGGCAAAGAAAAUUGAAAAUGAUUGUCUUUCUCUUCUUUUUCUCAUCAAAUAUACGUGUAACAUCCUGCAGCGAAUCAUCAAAACUGGUGGUUGGACAGGUUGGGGAUACAGUUAAUCUUCCAUGCAAAUAUGACAUCAACAAUAAUGGCCUAUUGAAUGUUUGUUGGGGGAGACAUCAGUCAUGGCUCAGCUGUGAGAACACUGUUAUCUCCUCCUAUGGCUUGCAAGUGACAUACAGAGAGUCAAACAGAUUCAGCUUGGCCAGUGGACUGGAGCAAGGGGAUGUUUCACUUACCAUAAAGGCUGCUCAAAAGAGGGAUGCUGGGAUAGCUACUUCUGUUGCUGAUGUCAAAGAUGCUACCAACAACUACAUGUAUGAAGCAGUUGCAGUUGUCCAUACUGAGGAUACAAUGGCAACAUUUGUCAUAAAUACUGUAAGAGGGGGGGCCAUUGUCUUCAUCCCGGGUUUAAUCAUCACACUUCUGUUCAGUAAGUAGAGUAGCAAGUAAAUAAUUUGAAUGGUUUAGCUCUGGAGAAAUAUUAAACGGAUACUCCACCCCAAAAUGAAAAUUUUGUCAUUAAUCACUUACCCCCAUGUUGUUCCAAAUCC
This is a messenger RNA of Cyprinus carpio (common carp), 675 nucleotides long. RefSeq names its product hepatitis A virus cellular receptor 2. The record is from RefSeq and is a predicted model, not a curated record. The transcript is spliced from 5 exons. NCBI's taxonomy places the organism in Eukaryota, Metazoa, Chordata, Actinopteri, Cypriniformes, Cyprinidae. The coding region runs from base 83 to 562 and encodes 159 amino acids.